UUUGUAGUUGACAGUGCAGCAGCUGCUUGUGUUUGUUCACGUAUGUGUUUGUGUGUGUGCAUCCUGGAACACGCAAAUUGUCUCAAUUGUCAGUUUCGUGAGGCCAAACGUUAGUGCAAAACUACGUCUGGGAAAUUGCAUGGUGCCUUGGUUCUGUCUGAUUCCCGUUUGCAAAAUUUGCUAGUAUCGUUCCGAUCGGUUUGUGCACGCUAAGCGACACACUUCUGUCGAAUUGGCACCAUAGAUGGCUUAUCAGGGUGGUUAUCCCCAGCAGCAGUACGGAGGAGGAGGCUACGGCCAACACCCGGCAGCCGCGUACGGCGCAGGAGGCUAUGGAGGAUAUGCGCCACCACCCCAGCAGCCGGCGGUCAGUCCGGAAAUUCAAAACAUUUUCCGCAACAUCGACAAGGACAACACGGGGCGCAUCAACAAUCGGGAACUGCAGCAAGCACUGAUCAACGGACGCGGUGAUCAUUUCUCCGACACGGCCUGUAAUUUGAUGAUCAGCAUGUUUGAUCGAAACAAGACCGGAACGGUAGACAUCUUUGACUUCGAGAAGCUGUACAACUACAUUAACCAGUGGCUGCAGGUGUUUAAGAACUUUGACCGGGACGCGUCGGGCCACAUCGAGGAGAGCGAGCUAACGCAGGCCCUGACGCAGAUGGGGUUUCGCUUUUCGCCCCCCUUCAUUCAGUACCUGAUCGCGAAGAAUGAUCCGAUCAACCGGAAGGAGAUCUCGGUCGAUCAGUUCAUCGUAACGUGCAUCCAGAUACAGCGCUUUACCGAUGCGUUCCGCGUGCGGGACACUGAGCAGAAGGGCGUCAUCACAAUCGGGUUCGAAGAUUUUCUCGGCAUUGCUCUGUCGAUGUGUUCCUAAAAGUGCGUCCCGAUCGGUCUCUCAAAUCCUACCCAACAAAGCCACUAGCCUGUAUGGAAUCGAUCUUCAGCAGGACUCGUCGUUGUUAAGUGGACUCAGUAUACAUUGCACACAUACAACACUACAAACAAUACACAACAUACAUCUAACCAUGUUACACGUACCGGACAGGUAGGACAGAUCAGGCCGGAAUGCGAUGGCCCGACGGACAGACCAGCCUUGAAUGAUAAAUACGCUUUUGUGAAAAGGAAUCAAAAUAUUGCAUUCAAACGCAAAACAAUCCGGCGAUGUAGUGUCCUUGGAAUUCACACCCAACUUUGUCCUGCUUUUCCCACCUGGAAAUCCUGGGAAUGCAAUCAACGUAACGGAAAUGGUCGCAAAACAUAAUCGGUUUGUAACUAGCAAAAUAGGUGAAAGCAACAAAACGAAAAGAAAAAAAUACUUAAUUUCGUGCUAAUCGCAAAAGAAAGGAAGUAACACUAAAAGUAUCGAACGCAUGGCAUCUAUCCACUUCACAUUCGAUCGCACAUCGAGCCCGGACUAGUGGACGUCAUUCAAUUUUUUCUAAGGUUCCCUAUCCGUUAUUCUAUGCUCUGGCAGCGUUAUUUUGUCUGUUUCUGUUGAAUUGGUCUAUGUGAACGUGUAGGUUUCUCCUUGUGUGCUUGCCGGCAUUGUUUUACAAAAAAAAACCCGAUUUGUCCCGGUUGCGUGACUAGUUCCGGUUCCGGGUGGCUACGUGAGUUGUAUUCUAUUUUAACUAUCAAAAAUACAUGUAUUAUUAUCUA
Molecule: messenger RNA, 1662 nt
Organism: Anopheles cruzii
Lineage: Eukaryota; Metazoa; Arthropoda; Insecta; Diptera; Culicidae
Gene: Pef
Product: peflin
Exons: 3
Coding region: 245-877 (210 amino acids)
Biological process (GO): COPII vesicle coat assembly
Molecular function (GO): calcium ion binding
Source: RefSeq, a predicted model, not a curated record